CCUUCAGUGUCUUCCUUGUCUUCCCUGUUUUUCUGUUUCUUUCUUAGCUUUCCCACAUUCCCUUCUCCAUGAAUCACUGUCUCUGUGCUGCGCCUGCCCCACUGUCUCCCCCCCCACACCCUCACCUCCUCUGUCCCCAUGUCCACAUUCAUCUUCCUUCUCCUUCCCCAUCUUUCCUUAGUCUCUCUCCCUCUGACACUUGUCUCUCGGGUCUGUGUUUCUCUGACACUUUCUCUGGUUCUCCACCUUCUUAUGUUACUUCUCUUACAUUUCCCAGUCUUCUCUGUGUCUCUUUACCCCCAACCCUUACCAGCACCUUCCCCUGAGCCACCCACUUUGUCCACCCUGCCCUGGGGUCCCCCUCCCUCCCUGGGUUCCUCCCAGAUUAAACACCUUCCCUGGGCGGGUUCUCAUUAAUGUUGUGGCUGCUUCUCUGACCAGAGAAGGGAGGGAGGAGAUGGGACCAGGGAGUCCUGGAGUCCUGGAAUGGGAAAUGGGCAAUAAAAAAAUGUCAGGAGAAGGGCGGGGGUGGGGGAGGCAGGGCCUGUUGCCCAGGCCAGGGAUAAAAGGGCUCCACAGAGUGACAGGGAAUCAAGGCACCACCCCCCUUCCUGCACACACAGAGACGCAUCCACGUCUCGAAGGGUCUUGGUCUCUGUGUAAGGCCUUCACUGUCUCUCUCCCUCAUCUCUGGGUCUCUUGCAGCCUCCUUCUCUCUCACUUUCUCUUUGCAUUUGCCAGAACCUGACCUUCAGACCCCAGAAUGCUCCUCCUGCUGACAGCACUCCAGAUCAUGGCUCUAGCCAUGGCACAGACCCAAGAGGAUAAGGACAAGAUACUUGGUGGUUAUACAUGCAUCCAGAACUCCCAGCCAUGGCAGGCGGCCUUACUGGCAGGUCCCUUUCGUAGUUUCCUCUGUGGAGGGGUCCUGCUGUCAGGCCAAUGGGUCAUCACCGCUGCUCACUGUGCCCGCCCGAUCCUUCAUGUAGCCCUGGGCAAGCACAACCUGAAGAAUUGGGAGGCUACCCAGCAGGUGCUGCGUGUGGUUCGCCAGGUGCGACACCCCCAGUACAACUCCCGGACCCACAACAACGACCUGAUGCUGCUGCGGCUGGAGCGGCCUGUUCGGCUGGGGAGGGCGGUGAAGCCCAUUGCCGUGGCCAGUACCUGCAUGAGCCCAGGGACCCCCUGUCUCGUGUCUGGCUGGGGCACCACAUCUAGCCCCAUUGCCAGGUACCCCAACUCCCUGCAAUGCGUGAACAUCAACAUCUUCUCGGAUCAAGAGUGUCAGGGGGCUUAUCCCGGAGCCAUCACUGCCGGCAUGGUCUGUGCAGGUGUCCCCCAAGGAGGGAAGGACUCUUGUCAGGUGAGGUGCAGAAAGGAGAGCUGGAGGAAGGGGAUUGUUUGGGGCUGGCACUUGGGUACCAAAGGAUCUCAGGAGCAUGAAAAUCAGAGGAGGUAUCCCCAGAAACUGAGAGAGAUUGUAAUAGUCCGGCUGCAUCCUAGCUGUAUACCCUUGGGUAACAGGCCUAAUCCCUCUGUCAGACAGGGGUAGCUCCUCUCAGAGCACAUGGUGGAAUCAGAUGGUAGUUCAUGGAAAGAGUGCAGAGUGGUGCCUGCACUUAGCUCUGAUCACUGCUCUCAUUGCUGUUAUUAUAUUUGGUCACCUGGAAAUCUGUGCUCAGCACCUCUAGAGACCUUGGCCCAUCCCUGAGAGGUGACUCCAGAGACAGGGAGAUGUAAAGAGGCACACACAGUUUUCUAGAGCAGCACAGUGAGCCCCAAGGGGAAGAGACAGAAGGAAGCAGUGAAAAGGGAAGGCAGUGAUAUCUCCAGAGCCCUGUCCAGGGGUCUCAGCCCACCUCUUCCCCAUCUCUGCCUCUUGAGUCCUCCACACCCACGGCUCUGGCCAUCUGUCGUCCAUGGGUGUCUCC
Molecule: messenger RNA, 1934 nt
Organism: Lynx canadensis (Canada lynx)
Lineage: Eukaryota; Metazoa; Chordata; Mammalia; Carnivora; Felidae
Gene: KLK14
Product: kallikrein related peptidase 14
Exons: 4
Coding region: 764-1555 (263 amino acids)
Biological process (GO): epidermis morphogenesis; seminal clot liquefaction; proteolysis
Molecular function (GO): serine-type endopeptidase activity
Source: RefSeq, a predicted model, not a curated record